GAACACUCGGGCUCUCAUGCGCUUGCAUCAUGCCUGGGAACUUUUCUCCAAUAGGAGCGGGCUUUGAGCUCCUUGGAGGGGGAGACGGGUGACUGCCACCAACAGGACACGCUUCAAAAACACCCAGAGAGCAGAGCACAUCACCUGCUGCGGACGAGCGCGCUGCGGCUGCAACAAAAGCGCUGGAGUUUUUCAAAGCUCACUGAGAGCUUUUGAACAGGCGCAAAACAUGGUGUUUGCACAUUUUGGAUCGUUUUCAAACCUACCGACCUGAAGACGGGACCUUCUGAAACAAAAACACAAUGAGCUCCGUUUCCACGGGGAACUCACCAGUGGAACAGAGGCGUCCGGACUCAGCGGACCACACCGCGGGGAAACUCGACAAUAUCACAGCGUUUCAUUCUUAUUAAAAGGUAUUUUCCACGUCAAUAUCUUCAGAGAUGCCUGCGAGGAACAGGUACAACCUGGUGGACGAUCUGGCGGACUCCAGGAUCCCACUGCACAACGAGGAGGCUUAUCAACAUGGGAUUCAUUUCCAAGCCAAGUAUGUGGGGAGUCUUGACGUGCCCAGGCCCAACAGUCGAAUGGAAAUAGUCGCUGCCAUGAGGAGGAUCAGGUAUGAAUUCAAGGCGAAGAAUAUCAAGAAGAAGAAAGUAAGCAUCAUGGUGUCAGUCGAUGGAGUCAAAGUGGUGCUCAGAAAGAAGCAAAAAAGGAAAGUAUGGACAUGGGACGAGAGCAAGAUGCUGAUCAUGCAUGACCCUAUAUACAGAAUCUUCUAUGUGUCUCACGACUCUCAGGACUUAAAGAUUUUCAGCUACAUCGCAAGAGAUGGCUCCAACAAUUCCUUCAGGUGUAAUGUGUUCAAGUCCAAGAAAAAGACCCAGGCCAUGCGUAUCGUCAGAACUGUGGGGCAGGCCUUCGAGGUGUGUCAUAAAAUCAGCCUGGAGCACGUUGAACAGGACGCAGACGGACAGGCGGACGGACAGACUGACACUGAAGGUCGUGAGCUGACAGGAGUCGACCGUGGGGACACAGAGGAGAGCAACAUCGAAGGAAAACAAGACGAGGGGCCUUCGGAGAGUGAGAGAGCAGUCAGUGAAAUACUGCAAAGCCUGGCUGAACUUAGUGUGGUCAGACCCGGCCAGACUAUAAUAGAUUUUGACAGGGGAUCCGUCUUCACUGUGAUGUCCCAAGGCGCAACUCCCAGCAGCCCUUGCUCUCCGUUAGUCACUCCUCUGGCAUCGCAGCACUAUCUGCAGCUCCUACAGCAACAGCUACAGCAGCAGCAGCAACACACUCAAGUGGCCGUGGCACAGGUGCAGUUGUUGAAGGACCAGAUGGCAGCAGAGACGGCCGCUCGGAUGGAGGCUCAGGCCCGAGUUCACCAGUUACUGCUGCAGAACAGAGACCUGCUCCAGCACAUCACUGUCCUGGUGCAGCAUCUUAAAGAACUGGAGGCACAGUCACCAAAAACACCCACAGCACCAGGACAUACGUCUACUGAGCACGAUGGGCCAACGUCCAACUCGACAUCCAUCAAACCCUUGUCUCUGAACCUGAAGGAUCACUACAGCGAGUCCUUGGAUCAGCUCAUCUCCUCCAUGUCAUCCUGGCCCGUCUCUCCUGGUCCGAUGGACAGCGCCGAGUCCUACCUGAACCUGCUCAACCUCUGCAACAGCAAUAAACCCGAGGCUGCGCUCACCGGCGACCCUUUUAUUAAGACCAACGGCGCCGCAGACAAUAAAGAGACCAGUAAUGAGAUUGUACCGUACACGUCACGGAACUCCACCAGCACGGAUGAAAAGUGUCCAAUCCCCAAACUUGACCCCCCUCCGCCCUCCGUGAGUCGUAAGCGAGCCAGCAGGACCUUGUCUCCGAGUUCAGAAGCCGCCUGUGGGCCGCUGCCUCUGGAGGUGAGCGCUAAUGAUGACGCCCCCAGCCGCUGCAGCAGUUUGUCUUUCCCCGACAUCACCCCGAGCCCCCUGUCCUCCGGAGACUUCCACUCCUUCAAUAAUGGGGAGACCAGCUCCUGCUCCACCAGUGAGGACUCGGGGGUGCGCUCAGAAACCAAGUCACUGUUCUCUCCCCUGUGCGACGAUGACAACCUGUUUGGAGAGCGGAUGACAUUUGUAACUGCUACAAGUGGCUGUGAAAGUCCCCCUGAGGAAAGGAGAGAAAACACUAACUCUCCAUCUGAGCUGAAAUGCCAUUUGGACUCAGAACAGUCCAAUAUGAAUGACACCUGCCUCCACAUCAGUUUCUCUGAUGAAGAGCUGCUAGAGAGCACCCAGGAGACGACGAAUGGCCCUCAGAGGGGUUAGAAAAUGUACUAUUUUUAUCUAUAUUCACCUGACACAUGCGAUAUGCAGUGGACUGUUUCAGGGCGUUCGCUCUUUUCAUUCACUUGUUACAAAAUCAUCUCAGAUUGCAAUAUUUUCUUGUAUAAUUCUAAUAAUAAUAGAGAAUGAAAAUUAUUAGUAUUUUUGUAAGGGAAUUUAUGAUUUAGUUUGAAUUUUAGUUUGUGUUAAGGUUAUUUUUAUGUAGCUACUCUUGCACUGUUAAAAUUGCAUAAUCUGUGCACAUGUAGUAGCACAUCAAUAGUUUGUGUUUGGUACAACAUUUAGGUUUAGACUGGAACCUCAGUGGCAAAUGAAGGAGCCAUUCUUCCUCUUUUUACUGGUUAGUGGUCACUCGCCUGGAGCUUGCCUCUGAUAAAGCUGCACAUUAGGGGAGAAUAGAGUUUGGCCCCAAAUUUUGGAGAUCUGGCUAAUUUAGUUUAUGGGCACAGCACAUGCUCAGCUCUGCAGGUUUCAGCACAGCAUGUGUUCAUCAUUGUUGUGUGGCACUAUUUAAAGAGGAGAACUAUACUUUCAUGCAGCAUUACAGUAAUAUUUAUUGCUCUGUUACAUUGUGACACAAAACAUAGUCUACCAAACACAAAUUUUGUACGUUUUGUGCUGUGUAAAAUGCAAAAGGGAACACAAUUUCUACUUAUUUUAGACACGUUUUGUACAACUUUGUCAUUGUGAACUGACUAUCAUGCUCUAAAUGUAAGGCCAGAGAUAUUAGGAAGCAAUGUCUGCACUGAGUGAUGAAUAAAUGGGAAAAUUUAAGUGUUUUUUUGCUUUUUGUUUGUUCGUUUGUUUGUUUUCAUUAUUUGUACUUGAUUGUGCUUUUCAGAAUAAUGAACAAUUCUGUCAGCGAUAAAAGGAGCCUUGUAAGUAGCAGCUGUACUGGGAGAAAUAGAGUGUUCUGAUGAUAAAUACAGUGACAAUGUGACGUGUAUUUAUAUGUGCAGCCUUUGUUAAAACAGGUGGAGUUGAAAAUCAAAGGUGUAAAGAAACAUGAGGUGUAAGAUGCAGGCAUGUGGAGAAGGUGUGAGUGAAAAGGAUUUUAGGCAAAUCCUUUCACACGUGAAUUGAGGCCUUGCAAUGUCACAUGUGCCAUAACGAGCAACACUAAUAAAGAGGUG
Messenger RNA from Periophthalmus magnuspinnatus, 3472 nucleotides. RefSeq names its product carboxyl-terminal PDZ ligand of neuronal nitric oxide synthase protein. The record is from RefSeq and is a predicted model, not a curated record. The transcript is spliced from 11 exons. NCBI's taxonomy places the organism in Eukaryota, Metazoa, Chordata, Actinopteri, Gobiiformes, Gobiidae. Bases 441 to 2321 code for a protein of 626 amino acids. Gene Ontology annotation, molecular function: nitric-oxide synthase binding.